AUGGACAAUAAAGCUUCUUACAGCGGUGAAUACACGGUGCCAACUGCACCUCCACCAAUCUACAUCCAUCCUCCCCCAAAAGCGGGUGCACGACAGUCUUAUGGGGAUUCCUCCCUACCAUUCAACUUCCAGCAAGCAGCUGGCUUCAAAGAUCCAGAGGAACAGGCGACAGGAAACAUCCGCUCUAGGCUUCUACAAGGCACACGCCGCACACCCAUAGAUGUCCGCUGGUGUUGCAUCCUCGUCAUUAUCAUUAUCAUGAUCAUAUCGCUGGUCGUGGCCGGCGCAGCUUUCCAUUUUGGACGUGGAGAGUGGAAUUUUACAGGUUCGGAUUACCAGGGCCGAAGGCAUUGCUCGUGGGAGAAUCACUAG
This is a messenger RNA of Venustampulla echinocandica, 372 nucleotides long. RefSeq lists its product as uncharacterized. NCBI's taxonomy places the organism in Eukaryota, Fungi, Ascomycota, Leotiomycetes, Helotiales, Pleuroascaceae. Bases 1 to 372 code for a protein of 123 amino acids. The record is from RefSeq and is a predicted model, not a curated record. The transcript has 2 exons.